AUCUACUCCACGAACCUCUGAAAUAUUCUUAGCAUCCACUAUGGCGUCGACGAGGCCCCUCGUGUUCUUCGACAUUACCAUCGGAGGUAGACCGGCCGGACGGAUCGUCAUGCAGCUGUACAACGAUAUUGUACCAAAAACUGCAGAGAACUUCCGUGCGCUGUGCACGGGAGAGAAGGGUGAAGGGAGUGCUGGAAAGCCUCUCCACUUCAAGGGAUGCUCGUUCCAUCGCGUAAUCAAGGGCUUCAUGAUCCAGGGUGGCGACUUCACCGCAGGGAACGGUACCGGCGGCGAGUCCAUCUACGGCGAGAAGUUUGAGGACGAGAACUUCGAAGUGAAGCACUCGAAGCGUUUCCUCCUUUCCAUGGCCAACGCCGGCGCGAACACGAACGGCUCGCAAUUCUUCAUCACCUGCAACGCCACGCCCCACCUCGACAAUAAGCACGUUGUCUUCGGCGAGGUCCUGCGCGGAAAGUCCAUCGUGCGUGCGGUCGAGAACACCGAGACCGCGAGCGGCGACGUCCCCGUCGAGCCCUGCGUCAUCGCGGACUGUGGAGAGCUGUCCCCGGACGACCCGUCGCUCGCCGAGCCUGCCGUGGCGGACGGCGACGUGUAUGAGGACUACCCGGAAGACCAGGACCCGGUGGACGGUCAAGACGUGCUCGCUAGCCCCGAGGCCGCGCUUAAGAUCGCGCGCUCGGUCAGGGAGGUCGGAAAUAAGCUGUUCAAGGAAGGCAAACACGAAGAGGCGCUUCGCAAGUACCAGAAGGCGAUCCGGUACCUAGACUGCCACAUCCAGCUCCCCGAGGACACUCCCCCAGAGCUCAAGGACUCCUUCCAGGCGCUGCUCGCGCCUCUCCUGCUCAACUCCGCACUGGCGGCGAUACGCGCGGGCGGCGCUCCCAACGCGCGUCUCGCCCUUCGCGUUACCGAUCGCGCCAUCGCUACGCUCGCACUUAAUGACGCGGACAAGGCUAAGGCGCUUUACCGUGAAGCACUGGCACACGUCGUGCUUAAGGAGGACGACGAGGCGGAGGAGGCGCUGGUCAAGGCACACGCGCUCGUGAAGGAGGACCAGGCGAUCAUUGGUGAGCUCGAGAAAGUUCGCGGUCGUCUACGGGGCAAGCGCGACAAGGAGAAGGCGCAGUUCAAGAAGAUGUUCGCGUGACCGGGCGGGUCGCCCACGCUAGAAGUCAAUCAGGCCCUGGGACGGGACCCUACGAAGUGUAACUUUCUUGUAGCAUUAAAGCUGACCGGCAACCUCACCCUCCGGUUGCCGCUGUCGCAUUUUAGGUCGAAGAUGGGAAGCAGCACUUAAGUAUAGUGCUUCAUGGUAACGUUAGUGUACAGGUUUGAUAUCUCCUUCUGCU
Molecule: messenger RNA, 1370 nt
Organism: Trametes versicolor FP-101664 SS1
Lineage: Eukaryota; Fungi; Basidiomycota; Agaricomycetes; Polyporales; Polyporaceae
Product: peptidyl-prolyl cis-trans isomerase Cpr7
Exons: 6
Coding region: 41-1168 (375 amino acids)
Biological process (GO): protein folding; protein peptidyl-prolyl isomerization
Cellular component (GO): intracellular membrane-bounded organelle
Molecular function (GO): peptidyl-prolyl cis-trans isomerase activity; protein binding
Source: RefSeq, a predicted model, not a curated record